UAAGUGGCUGGUCGGGCACACUUCAGAGGGGAGGGAGAAGAGCGAGAGAGCUGGUAGAAGGGAUCACAUUUCAUGGUGACAUCACUGGUCCCUGCUGCAAGCAGAGAUGCAGACACAUCUACUGGAAAAGGAAAAAAAUCAUCUAGCAUAACCCAGCUGAAGGAGGUAUUCAGGAAGAUAUCCAGACUGGAUGCCAGGACCUGAAAGCAGCCAGAGGCUCUGCCAAGUGUGAGAUGGGGAACUGAUGGCUUUGGGUUUUGAAGAGAAGGCGGCAGUGGAAAUUGCUGAGGUCGCCAGUGACCAGGGGCAGUUAUGAAAAAGAAUGACGAAUGGAUGCCAAGUCCCACAGAGCUUGUGAGAAUGUCUCAUCCUGCUAACUCAGCCUCCUUACAGGUCACCUUUCUAUUGCUAUUCUUAUACUGUGGCACUCUCAGCUGGGCAGUGCCCACUGUUCCAGAGUAUUUGCAACGGGGCUGGCAGAGGCUUUUGGAGGAAGAAGGAGAGCUGUAGGAAUGUAGGUUGAGAGAAUGUCCCAGCGGCUGCCUGGCUGGGGGGGUGGUAAAGAGAACAACUCGCGACUGCUGUUGGGAGUGUGCCAACCUGGAGGGACAAAUCUGUGACUUGGACAGUACUAACCACUUCUAUGGAAAGUGUGGUGAUCACUUGGAGUGCCGCCUUGAUGCCGGGGACCUACAACAUGGUGAAGUCCCUGAGCCCCAAUGUACUUGCCUAUCCAGCCAGGCUGUCUGUGGCUCUGAUGGCAAAACCUACACCCAGAUCUGCAAGUUCCAAGAGAUGCAAAACUCCCACCCAGGGGUUAAUCUCACCAUGGCUCAUGAAGGACCCUGUGAGUCAGAGCCCCACAUUAUAUCUCCUCCCUAUGACAUCUGGAACAUCACUGGGCAAGAUGUGAUCUUUGGUUGUGAAGUCUUUGCCUACCCCAUGGCAUCUAUUGAAUGGAGGAAGGAAGGGCUGGAUAUGCUGCUUCCUGGAGAUGACCCCCACAUCUCUGUUCAGUUUAGGGGAGGCCCUCAGAAAUAUGAAGUGACCAGCUGGCUCCAGAUCCAAGCUGUGCGGGUGACAGAUGAAGGAACUUACCGCUGCUUCGCAAGGAACAAGGUUGGGCAAGUAGCAGCUCUUGCCAACCUUAUGGUUUUCACUCCAGAUCAGCGCAACUUGACUGAAUUGGUGCCCAAGAUACCCAACUUGAGAUGGGAUGAUGGUGUGGAAAGUGAUGAGUCAUACGACUAUUACUGAUGGUGCACAUGUGGAGGAGAAUGCAGGAUCAUUUGUACCCUUCGUUCCCAUAUGAGCAUUUCCUUAUGCAGUUCCAGACUUCCAAGAUAAUGACUAUAACCACUACUGAACCUUUAUAUGGAUUCAAAGAAGCUGGGCUAAAGAUAUUCCAUGAGCAGUUUUUAUAUCAGUUCAUUUUGGGUGGGAUAGGUGGAUGUACUUAAUAAUUUGAUACUACUCCUGGUGGAGAAACAAGUUGGGGGGAGGGAACUAUUGCAUUUAGCUCAUCCUAGAGCAAAUGGGCAUUAAAAAGUGGAACACAGUAGGUAAAAUCUGUAAGCUUUUCAACAGAAUACACUAAGAACUGUGGAUACA
Molecule: messenger RNA, 1611 nt
Organism: Sphaerodactylus townsendi
Lineage: Eukaryota; Metazoa; Chordata; Lepidosauria; Squamata; Sphaerodactylidae
Gene: KAZALD1
Product: Kazal type serine peptidase inhibitor domain 1
Biological process (GO): regulation of signal transduction; regulation of cell growth
Cellular component (GO): extracellular region
Molecular function (GO): insulin-like growth factor binding
Source: RefSeq, a predicted model, not a curated record